AUGUCCGCCAACACCAACACCAACACCACCCUCCCUUCAACUUACCGUGCCCUCCAAUUCCAUUCCCCCAGCGAGCCCGCCACCAUCGUCACAAAGCCCACGCCCACCCUCCCCCCACCCCUCGGCACCGCCAUCAUCAAGCCCCUCCAAGCAAGCGUCGUCUCCUACACCAACGAGAUCUUCCAGAACGGCAACCCCCGCGGCUACAAGUACCCCUUACCCCUCGUCCCAGGCGUGUCCUGCAUCGGCCGCCUUGUGGGCACGCCCGCGGACGCCCCUGCCCUACAACCAGGCCAGCUCGUCCUCGUGGACGCCGUGAUCCGCGCCCGCGACCAGGAGGCCGGCGGCGCCGAGUUCCUCCUGGGCUACCACGGCGGGCGCGGGCUGAGCUACCGCAUCAUGGAGGAGGCGUGGCGCGACGGCACGUGGGCCGAGGUGCUGCGCGUGCCUGUGGAGAAUGUGCAUGUCCUGGACGAGGCGAGGCUGCUGGGGGCCACGAGGCUGGGGUACAAGCUCGAGGACCUGGGGGCCAUGGCGUCGCUGGCUGUGCCGUAUGGGGGCCUGGCGACCGUGAAGCUGCGCCCUGGCGAGACGGUGAUCGUGGCGCCCGCGACGGGUGGGUUUGGAGGGGCUGCUGUGCACGUUGCUCUCGCCCUGGGCGCCAGGGUGAUUGCCAUGGGCCGCAACGAGGCUGCGCUUGCUGGCCUCGAGGCUCUGGGCCAGGGGAGCGCUGCUGCCGCCGGGCUGGGGAGUAAGGCCGUCGAUGUGUUCUUCGAGAUCAGCCCGCCGAGAGUGGUGGAUGGGCCCAACCAGACGGUGCCCUAUCUUACAGCGGCCAUCAAGAGCCUGCGCAAGAAGGGAAGAGCUGUGUUCAUGGGCGGGAUUCUGCACGAUGUGAGCCUGCCUGUCUGGGAUAUUGCGCACGGGCUCAAGACUCUGCAGGGCUGGUGGAUGUAUACGCCUACACAGUUGGAGGAGCUCAUCCACCUGCUUGAGUCUGGAACUCUCCGAGUCGGUGCGGAGAGAGGUUUCAAGUGUUCUGGUGUGUUCCCGCUUGAGAAGUGGGAGGAGGCGUUUGAGGUGGCUGCGAGGGAAUCCGCCCCUGGGAGCUACACGGUCUUGGCGCCGAAUCGUGAGUAG
Molecule: messenger RNA, 1140 nt
Organism: Cryphonectria parasitica EP155
Lineage: Eukaryota; Fungi; Ascomycota; Sordariomycetes; Diaporthales; Cryphonectriaceae
Product: NAD(P)-binding protein
Exons: 2
Coding region: 1-1140 (379 amino acids)
Cellular component (GO): mitochondrion
Molecular function (GO): oxidoreductase activity
Source: RefSeq, a predicted model, not a curated record